Molecule: messenger RNA, 1710 nt
Organism: Effrenium voratum
Lineage: Eukaryota; Dinophyceae; Suessiales; Symbiodiniaceae
Source: the annotation of a GenBank genome assembly
AGGUCCGACCCCCGUUCUUCUCAAACUCCGUUAGGUCCAUCAGUCCAAACCUUCCCUUCCGCGCCAACCGAGCCAUGGCCUCCAAGUUGACUUUGGGCCUCUCCGCCGCGGCUCUGGGCACCGUAGCCUUCGUGGCCCCGAGUGCGAAGACCGAGAGCGGCACACAGGCGGGUCAGCGCUUCCUCGCCGCCGGCACCGCGCCCGCCUCUGCGUCAGCUGGCUCCGCGGCCCAGGGCCUCAGCGGCGCGCUGGCGGUGGGGGGCCUCAGCGUGGCGGCGCUGCGCGCUGGCGCCGCGGCGCGGCGCCGCAAGGGCGUCCAGCCUCGGGCUGGGGCGGUGGUGGCAUGCAGAUCCCUGGCCAAGCUGAAGAUCGAUGAGGUGGACGUCAAGGGCAAGCGCGUCUUCAUCCGUGUGGACUUCAACGUGCCCCAGGACAAGAAGGACCCCAACAUCAUCACGAACACCGCGCGCAUCGACGCGGCCCUGCCAACCAUCAAGUAUGCCCUGGACAACGGCGCCCAGAGCGUGGUGCUGUGCUCCCACCUGGGCCGCCCGGACGGGCAGUUCAACGACAAGUUCUCCAUGAAGCCAGUGGCCAAGGUCGUGGAGGAGAAGCUGGGCACCAAGGUGCAGCUCAUGAAGGACGUGAUCGGCUCAGAGGUGGAGGAGGCGUGCGCGGAUCCCAAGAAGGGCUCCGUGAUCCUGCUGGAGAACUCCCGGUUCUACGUGGAGGAGACCGGCAAGGGCAAGGACGCGGAUGGCAACAAGGUCAAGGCAUCUGAUGAGGAGGUGAAGGCCUUCCGCGCGGGUCUGGCCAAGCUGGCGGACAUCUACUGCUCCGACGCCUUUGGCACCGCGCACCGCGCCCACAGCUCCAUGGUGGGGGAGGGCUUUGACAUCAAGUGCUCCGGCUUCCUCUUGGCCAAGGAGCUGGACUACUUCGCCAAGGUGGUGGAUGCCCCGCAGCGCCCGGUCUGCGGCAUCCUGGGCGGAGCCAAGGUGGCGGACAAGAUCCAGCUGAUUAUGAACCUGCUGGACAAGGUGGACAUCAUGAUCAUCGGCGGCGGCAUGGCCUUCACCUUCAUCAAGGAGGCGGGGGUGGACAUCGGCGACUCCCUCUACGACGCGGAGGGCGCCAAGCUGGUGCCCGAGAUCAAGAAGAAGGCGGAGGAGAAGGGCGUGGAGCUCAUCCUGCCGGUGGAUUUCAUCUGCUCUUCGAAGUUCGGCGAGGAUGGGGAGAUCAAGGAGGGUGACAUGAGCACCGGCGUGCCGGACGGCUUCCUGGGCCUGGACAUUGGCCCCAAGUCCAUCGAGAUGAACGACGAGGCCAUCAAGAAGUCCAAGACCAUCGUGUGGAACGGCCCCAUGGGCGUCUUCGAGAUGGCUUCCUUCGAGAAGGGAACCAAGCAGAUGAUGGAGACCAUCGUGGAGGUGACCAAGGAGGGCGCUGUCUCGGUGAUCGGGGGUGGCGACACUGCCACGGCCUGCAAGAAGUACGACACCGUGGACAAGGUGUCCCACUGCUCCACUGGCGGCGGUGCCUCUUUGGAGCUUCUGGAGGGCAAGGUGCUGCCUGGCGUGGCCGCUCUGGACGAUGCCUGAGCCAGCGGUGCUGGACCGUUUUUUUUUUUACUCGACCCCCACCGGUUGGAAGAAGUUCAUGGUCAGAAAAAGGGUAGCCCCAAAUUGGAAGCCUGGGAAAUGGAAAGGA